This is a messenger RNA of Acipenser ruthenus (sterlet), 6976 nucleotides long. RefSeq names its product heterogeneous nuclear ribonucleoprotein R-like. Gene Ontology annotation, molecular function: mRNA binding. The transcript is spliced from 13 exons. The coding region runs from base 929 to 2788 and encodes 619 amino acids. NCBI's taxonomy places the organism in Eukaryota, Metazoa, Chordata, Actinopteri, Acipenseriformes, Acipenseridae. Gene Ontology annotation, cellular component: nucleus; ribonucleoprotein complex. The record is from RefSeq and is a predicted model, not a curated record.
UAUGCUGUGAAUGUGGGGUGUAGUGUUCAAAUAAUAUAGCAGUGCAAUUCCAGAUUAACCUGUAAUCUAACCUGUAUAGAUAUAGACUUUAGGACAGUGUUUUGGUAAGAAUUUUUCAUUAAGAGGUUGCUGUUUGACAUGGCAGUUAUGGUAGAAGCAUGUUAUGUUGGAGCCCCAAUAAAAGAUCAGGCCCCCUAAAUUUAGAGGGCUUGUAAACUAAAUCUUCAUUAAACUGACUACAGCUCUCUUUCACCCUUUUCCUCCCAGGUUGGUAAAAUGAUGCAUUACUUAAGUACUUUGGUUAAACAAAUAUUUCAGCCAAAAUAUGCAUGCCUAAAUAAAAGUUAAUCUGAAUGUGCUGGGAUGAGGUACAGCAUCACCUAUAUGCUGGGUUUAAUUUAUUUUAUUUUUAUAUGCUGUGUCCCCCACGUGCUAAAACAUUGUAUUUUAAGUGUCUUGCCACAGGCAUUAGAACAUUGGUCGUUCACAGAAAUGCUGCUGAAUUUGUUUCUCGAAAAUGGCCGGCUUGUCCUUUGAGUGGGCGCUACUUGCAAAUCUCAGAUUCUAAUUGGUGGUCUGUUGCAAUUGUUUAUUUCCAUUGGUCUAAAAAACAUUCCCGGCUUUGCUUCCCGGUUUGUGUUUGGCUCUCCUCCUGUCUGUUCGCACCGCCCUGUAAGGUAGUGUGGGAGACCCCGUGGCCCAAAGACGUGCGCACGCGCAGACAGGGUCGUGUUGACCGCGAGGAAUUUGUGGGCAAGCGUUGUCUGAUUCUUAUCCCGGGAACACACACACACACAAAAACCACCAUAAAUCAGUUUAGUUUUAAAUAAAACACGUCCGACUCCGUCUUGAAACCAAAAUAAAGCCGACAAGAAGUGGCUGUGUCGGCAGCGGAAUUUGUAAUAUACAGCAGCGCUUCAGUUGGAGAAUGGCUUCUGAGGUGAAUGGCAAUUCUACCCACGCUAAAGAGGAGGAGGAACCCAUGGAUAUCUCAAAUGUAACUCACACAGAGCACUACCAGACACUUAUAGAUGCUGGAUUGCCACAGAAAGUAGCAGAGAGACUUGAUGAUAUUUUUCAAACAGGGUUGGUGGCAUAUGCUGAUCUAGAUGAGAGGGCCAUUGAUGCUCUAAGAGAGUUUAACGAAGAAGGGGCCAUGUCUGUGCUGCAGCAGUUUAAAGAAAGUGAUCUUUCGCACGUACAGAAUAAAAGUGCAUUUUUAUGUGGUGUUAUGAAAACUUACAGACAGCGGGAGAAACAAGGGAAUAAGGUACAGGAAUCAACAAAAGGGCCAGAUGAGUCAAAGAUUAAGGCAUUGUUGGAUCGGACAGGGUACACCCUGGAUGUGACCACAGGACAGCGGAAGUACGGGGGCCCUCCACCCGAAGAGAUAUAUUCGGGACAACAGCCAGGAGUUGGAACAGAGGUGUUCGUUGGGAAGAUUCCACGAGAUUUGUACGAGGAUGAGCUAGUACCUCUCUUUGAGAAAGCAGGCUCUAUCUGGGAUCUGCGGCUUAUGAUGGAUCCAUUAUCUGGUCAGAACAGAGGAUAUGCAUUCAUCACAUUUUGCAACAAAGACGCAGCACAGGAGGCUGUCAAACUUUGUGAUAACUAUGAAAUCCGGUCUGGUAAAUACCUGGGUGUCUGCAUCUCUGUUGCAAACAAUCGGCUGUUUGUUGGAUCAAUUCCAAAGAACAAGACCAGGGAAAGCAUCUUGGAAGAUUUCAGCAAAGUCACAGAGGGUCUUGUGGAUGUGAUUCUUUACCAUCAGCCUGACGACAAAAAGAAAAACAGAGGCUUCUGUUUCCUCGAAUACGAAGACCACAAAUCUGCAGCCCAGGCAAGACGCAGACUCAUGAGUGGGAAGGUCAAAGUAUGGGGCAAUCCGGUCACUGUCGAGUGGGCUGACCCUGUUGAGGAGCCAGAUCCAGACAUUAUGGCUAAGGUCAAGGUUCUCUUUGUAAGAAAUCUAGCUACCCCUGUAACUGAGGAACUCCUGGAGAAGACUUUCUCUGAAUUUGGGAAGUUGGAGCGUGUGAAGAAACUUAAAGACUAUGCUUUUGUUCAUUUUGAGGACAGGAAUGCUGCAGUGAAGGCUAUGCAGGGAAUGAAUGGGAGAGAACUAGAGGGAGAAGAAAUUGAAAUAGUCCUUGCGAAACCCCCUGAUAAGAAACGAAAGGAGCGCCAGGCUGCCAGACAGACUACCAGAAACACAGGGUAUGAAGAUUAUUACUAUUAUCCUCCGCCACGCAUGCCCCCUCCUGUUAGAGGCAGAGGUAGAGGAGGGAGAGGUGGAUAUGUGUACCCUCCAGAUUACUACAACUAUGAAGAAUACUAUGAUGAUUACUAUGGAUGUGAUUACCAUGACUACCGUGGUGGCUAUGAAGAUCCCUAUUACGGUUACGAUGAUGGCUAUGCUGUUCGAGGAAGAGGCAGCCGAGUUAGCAGGGGUCCCCCCCCUCUCCCCAGGGGCCGUGGGGCUCCCCCGCCACGAGGCAGAGUCGGCUAUUCCCAGCGAGGGGCCCCCAUGGGAGCCCCACGGGGGGGCAGAGGUGGCAGAGGGGGUCCAUCCCAGCAGCAGAGGGGCCGCGGUGUGAGGGGAGCCAGAGGGAACCGCGGAGGGAACGUAGGGGGAAAGAGGAAGGCAGAUGUGUACAACCAGCCGGAUUCCAAGCGCCGCCAGACCAACAACCAGCAGAAUUGGGGCUCCCAACCCAUCGCUCAGCAGCCUCUCCAGCAGGGUGGCGACUAUUCUGGUGAAGAAGCGGCAUCUCCAGCGAUAGAGUGAGGAACACAUCACAGCUGUGUUCUUCAUGAAGGGGAAGCGUGCUUGAAGCUGCCCUGCCCUGACCUGACCUGACAUGUCAUGAUGUCGGCUUGCUAGGUGGGGUCUGUGAUGAAGACAGACUAUGGACACCAGGGUAAGAAUGGAUUUUGAAUGUCUUUUUUUUCCCCUUGCCAAGGUAUACUUAUUAAUGUAAGUAAACAAAAACAAAUAAUUUGGCAUUUUUAUGCUUCAAAUUCCAAUUCUAUCAAAAAUGAUAAAGGAAUAUUAUAUAUAGGGAUUGUAUGGGGUGCUACAAGAUGAUAUCCACUUUACGAGGGGUCAGAGUUCGCCAGCCGCUCUGUCCAGCACUUCAUGAAAAUCAGCUUGUAUCUUACAUAGCACCCUAUACUAUAUUCUUAUAUAUAUAUACAGUAGUCAAAUAAGAAUGUACAUUGAAUGAAAACUACAGCAAUGGUUAAAUAUAGACUAAAUAUGUUUCGAUCAAACAUUACGAACAUUUGCCGCAGACUUGUCUACAAGGCACGCUUGAAAAGAAAAUACAAGCCAACUAGGACUUUUCAUGUUGAUGUAAUAGAUAGCACAGUUAAAUAAAGUAAUUUACCUCACUUGCACAGUAGGCUAUAAAUAGGGCUUGAGGUUUUCAGGUUUUAUUUUUGAUCACAUGACGUCCCUUUAAACUUAUUUUGAGCCGAUUCUGUUUUUCCUCAUUAAACUCAGAAAAGCUGUUAAUUACAAAACAAUGUCACUUGUUUUUACCUUCAUAUCUUGACUGAGACUGAUUCUGUUUCACUCAUUUAACAGAGUUGUCUUGAUAUAUUUUCUUGUCAGCAUAAAAUACCCAGUACAGAGUGUAUUCAUCCAUGAUUUGUAACAAAGAAAAAAUAUGCAGUCGUCUCUGGCUAAGACAGAGAUGACCACCGGACACAAUAUGCCAAGGCCAGUAACGAUAUCAAGUAAUAAAUACAAAUGUAUUUGUCACUUAUGCCAUGACGCACGUGCAUCAGCAUAUGAAAGGAACAGAAUAAGUACGAGAUAAACAGUAGGCAAGUGUCUGUUAAUAAACUAUAAUAAUAAACUAACAGUCAAACUAACAGUAAUAAACUAACUGACAAACUAAAUUAACAAAGCACUCCUACAGACAGUAAAAAUGCAACAGUGACUAUAACAGGAAUUAUGAAGAGGAGAAUUCAUUUUUAUAACAAUCGUUAUAAGCAGCAUCCCUACACAUGUUAAAAAUGCAGCAGCAGCUCCAGAUUACUCUUGCGAUGACAAGUCAGUUUUGAAAAGAUUGAAUAAACCAUUUGAAUUUGAGUUUUAUGAUGAUGAGUUAUUGGGUUGCAAAACAAAAUCUCUAUCGGUGCCAAAAGGGUGUUCUUUUAAACGACAUUCCAAAGUUUACAAUGGGAAAAUUCAGUUUCAUCACAAGGUUGUUCCCUAAGCUGAAGUGUUGUCUUCACAGCCACUAUUGCAGAAACCUAUCAUCAAAGCUGUUUACAACCAGUUGAUAAUGUACUCCUAAAAUCCAUAUUAGUUACAAUACAAUAAAUAAACAGUGCUUAAGAGGCCUUUAUAUUAUAAGCUGUUUUCCUACCAAGGCAAAUCACAGCAGUGUGCUCUUGCAAACAGUUAUACUCAUAGAUCUAUUUAUAGCCAGUGGGUGGGUGUUUCAGUCUGCUGUAACAGUCUACUGUUGGGCAUGUUUCGUUCCCCUGCCGUUACGAAGGUGUGUUCAGAUUGCAAAUCAAUCCAACAAAAAAAUGUAUAUUUAAGGUAUGUGCAAAGCAAGCUUGUGCCCCCAAAUUAACUAGUUGUUUGGUUCUAGGGGCACAUAAGGAGGCUAUGUGGUCCAGUGGUUAAAGAAACGGGCUUGCAACCAGGAGGUCCCCGGUUCAAAUCCCACCUGAGCCACUGACUCAUUGUGUGACCCUGAGCAAGUCACUUAACCUCCUUGUGCUCCGUCUUUUGGGUGAGACGUAAUUGUAAGUGACUGCAGCUGAUGCAUAGUUCACACACCCUAGUCUCUGUAAGUCGCCUUGGAUAAAGGCGUCUACUAAAUAAACAAAUAAUGAGGAACAAUUUUGGCCUACACAAAAAGCAAGUCAAGUUGAAUUGCUUUCAGCCAAAAACAGAGUCGCACGCACGCACGCACACAGACACACACACACGCUAUUGCUUGGUUGUCAGGGUAAAGCCCGGAGGUGUCUUCUGAGCGAAAAUUCAGGCUUGGCAAAUCUAAGACACAUUUGCUUCUGAUAGAGUACCAGGCUGAUGUAAAUCAUCCAGUUUCAGACUGUCUCGCCAGUGUCACAUAUGGUCCUGAGUUACGGGCUGCUGGCCCACACAGCAUUGAUCAAAUGGUUUCCUGGACGUGCUAGAGAUUGACAUCUGGUAUGACUGUUAACAAGGAGCACAGCUUCUCAAGGCUAGGCUUACUUGUAUAACAUGCUAAAUAUUUAUAAUAAAUAAACCAAUGCAACUCAAGCUGUUGCAUAAAUAAGCUUCUGUAAUACAGUGCACAUUUAGAGGAGUACAACAGUCAUUACCUUACAGUAGAUACCCUCACACUGUAUCUUCUGCUUAGUUUGAAGCAGCAGGAACACUCGACUUGUCAGCUGUCGCUGUAAAUGAUCUUGUUAUGAACAAACCUGUCAUGUAUGAAGUACAGUGUAUCCAUGUCGCUUAAACAAAGCUGAUUUACAGAAGCCAUAUUAUAGGCUUGCAUGUGAAGCAUAAUACAUGUCUGUGGUACCAAGUCCUGCCUCUUUGGUAAAAUAAUUUGAGAGACAUUGCGGUCAUGGUAUUUGACAUCUCAGCCCACAGCUCAGUAACCCAGAGCAGAUGACCAGCAUUUAAUGCAAUGCAGCAACCACGUUCGACAGCAACAAAACAGACCUGAGGUGUAUUCAGUUGAUCUCAACAGUGAAACUGUUUAGGUCAUUACAAUAGGAUCCUUGGUCUACCAAGGUUAAGCAAACCAACAUCUUUUAACUGCAUUUGAGGCUCUCCUUUUGUCUUUUAAAAGUAUGCAAUACCCCAGAGAUGGUUCUUGAUUAAUUUGGAUCUACCAAAUGAUAGUAAUCCUCUUCCACUGCUUUUUAACCCUUUCUGCUUUGUCAGAGACAUUUGACAUCACCAAGCGGAAUACAGUAUAAACGAAUGGCUAUGAAUCAGCUUAUGAUCCAGUUCAGAGCAUGCCUCUUGAUGGAUCUGCAGAGUAGCCCAUAGAAAUGGCUGCUGAUGGCUGUGCUAGUAUAAAACAGUCAGUAGUCUGUCUGUUGAGCUAAAUGAAUAGAUCCCCCACUGAUAGUUCAGAUAUUUUCUAGCUGUCUGUGAUGUAUAUAGGUUUCUAUGAAAAGAGGCUAGUGCUACUAGGUAUUGAAAUGCAUGCCUGGGGAAAACAGGAUAUUUGAGAAAGUGUACCAUAAUAUACGUAUAUCCUUCUGUACAGCUAAACAGAUUUAAUUAUUACCGUUUAGCAAAGCUUCCCUUCCCAUGCAUAGCAGAAGAGCGGGACAGCAUGGUGUGCUGACGGUGCUGCCCCCUUGUGGUGGUACUCUUCCAUGACCUUUGGGGAAUAUGCUGAUUGUUGCUGACAUCACUGACAGGUGGGCUCAAAAGAUUUCUUUAUUUUUUUUUCCAUGUCUUUAUUUAUUACAGACUUUCUUGAUUCCACAUCUUUUAGACACACUAGUUUAUAUUGUUUUAGUGCAAUAAAUGUAAAGAAAUCUGAAGUGUACAUGACAACUAAAAUGUAUUUCAAAUCCAGGUGUGGAACAGAAGCACAUUUUUAGAACACUCCCGACAGUAACAACAACUUAUAACUAAUUGUAAUUUCGAAACAAUAACAAACUGAAUUCAAUAUAGAAAUGAAGUUUAUUUGAAAUACAAAAUUAUAUAUAUGAAUUAAAUAUCCUAAAUUAACUUAAUGCAUUAUACUUUAUAGAUAUUCACUGGGGAUAUUUUAUUCAAGAAAACUGAAAGUGAAAAAAAAAAAUUAAUAAUAAAACUUAGUCUGGGUUUAAUGGUCUUAUAGGUAUAUAAAGUCAUAGCUUUGUAGCAGCUCUGGUAGUUACUUAAUCCAGCAAAGUAAUUUUGUUAAACGUCUUUAAGGUUUUUCAUGUAUAAAUAAAGUGUGUUUGUUUCAAACAAGUCUGGACUUUUUAUUUAAUCUUAAUUCCAUUUGUGAUU